AGAGCCACGACACCAUUACACUGUGGGAGAUCUCUAACUGCUCGUUUGAACGAUUUUAAGCAGCAACCUGAAAAGACAUUUUUUCUGAGACUUUCAGAGAUCCUGUGUCUCUGAGCUGCAACCACAGCUUCUGUUCAAGCUGCCUGCACAAAUUCUGGGAACAAACUGAAAACAAAAACUGUCCCAUUUAUAAAAGAAAAUCCUCAACAGAAGAUCCUGUGGUGAACUUUUCACUGAAGGAACUGGCUGACUCCUUUGCUGAGAGACAGAAAGCUGGAUCAUCUGAGACAGAAAAAAAGAGAAGAGAAUAAAGGCGUGCUGAGAUGUAAACAUUCAGACGUCCCUAAAUUGUUCUGUGAGGACGAGCAGAGAGCUGUGUGUCCUGUCUGUGAGUUUUCUCUCCACCAGAGUCACAAGAUACCGAAUUGUCCUGCACUGAAAGAAAAGUAUAUUUCACUCUGAAAGACAUCCUGACAGCUCUGUCUGCUGGUGACAUAAGUACAUGGCAGCAUUUCCUACUGUUAAAUAUUCACCUCGUGACAGGCAGAUGUAAAUGAAAAUGAAAGUAGAUUUUGACAUUGUUGAGAGAAAGAGCUGAGACGCCAUUACAGGGUGUGAGAUCUCUGCUGAAAAACACACAUUUGGACUAUUUGAAGCAAUCAAGGGAAGAGACAGUAACUUGGUGAGUCUUGCUAUUGAAAGAUAACUUCAAUAACAAAUGGCUGAGAAAACCGCUCUUCUUGAAAGUUUCCUGAACUGCCAUGUGUGUUCAGAGACUUUCAGAGAUCCUGUGUCUCUGAGCUGCAACCACAGAUUCUGUUCAAGCUGCCUGCACAAAUUCUGGGAACAAGCUAAAAACAAAAACUGUCCCAUCUGUAAAAGGAAAUCCUCAAAAGAUAACCUGACAGUGGACUUUGCACUGAAGGAACUGGCUGACUCCUUUGCUGAGAGACAGAAAGCUGGAUCAUCUGAGACAGAAAAAGGAGAGAAGAAGGUGGAGGUGGUGUGUAGUAAACAUCAAGAAGAGCCUAAAUUGUUCUGUGAGGACGAGCAGAGAGCUGUGUGUCCUGUCUGUGAGUUUUCUCUCCACCAGAGUCACAAGGUGGUUCCUAUAGAACAAGCAGUCAGUGACCUGAAGGACCAGCUGAAAUCUGACUUAGAGUCUCUACAGGACAAGAGGGACAAAUUCAAACAAGUGGAGAAAACAUAUAAUGAAGUGAUUCAACACUCCAAGAAGCAGCUGUUGUCCACAGAGCAGCAGAUCAGAGCAGAGUUCAACAAGCUCCACCAGUUCCUGAAAGAGGAAGAGGAGUCCAGACUGGCAGCUCUGAGGGAGGAAGAGGAGCAGAAGGGGAAGACUAUCAGCAGGGAGAUGAAGAUGAUUCAGGAGCAGAUCUCCUCUCUGUCAGACAGCAUCUCUGCUGUUGAAGAAGACCUGCAGAAACACAACGUGCCAUUCCUCAGCAGUUAUAAAGCCACUCAGACCAGAGCCAGAGUCCAGCGCUCACUGUCAGAGCCACAGCUGGUCUCAGGAGCGCUGAUAGAUGUGGCCAAACACCUGGGCAACCUGUCCUUCAGAGUCUGGGAGAAGAUGAAGGACAAGGUCCACUUCAGUCCUGUCAUUCUGGACCCAAACACUGCAGGCCCCUGGCUCCAUCUGUCUGAUGAUCUGACCAGUGUGAGAAAUGUAGACACCAAACAGCAGCUUCCUGACAAUCCAGAGAGAAACACAAAGUAUGCCACUGUUCUGGGCUCUGAGGGCUUCAGCUCAGGGAAACACAGCUGGGAGGUGGAGGUGGGAGACCAUCCUGUCUGGAAUGUGGGUUUGGUUAAAGAGUCAGUCGACAGGAAGGGGGAGAUACGUGUCUCACCAAAAUAUGGAGUCUGGUGUUUAUUACAUAACAGUGGAAAAUACACUAAUGUUCUUGGUAAGACUGUCACAGUGAAGAAGAGUCUCCAGAGGAUCAGAGUCCAGCUGGACUAUGACAGGGGGGAGGUGUCCUUCUACAACCCUGAAGACAUGACUCACAUCUACACUCACAGAGACACUUUCACUGAGAAACUCUUCCCUUAUUUUUUUGUUUUCAGGUCUGGUGAUGCCAAAACCACUGAUAUCAAAAUCUGUCAGACCGAGAUUUCUCUGUGACGUUCAGACGUGUUAGUGUUAGCGAAGACUUUACUCUGACUUCACUGCCUGUCUAGAUCUCAUUGGAAUAAUCAACACAAACAGUUAAUCCAGAAAAAAGAAAUGUGUAUUCAAUCCUGAAACUGUAUUACAUCAUCAGGUGAAGCUUUCUUAUAGGUACAAAUAAAUUAAAUUUUUUGGAGUAUAAUUUAUUGGCCUGGUUAGCAGCAUCUUGUAUUUAUAUAACAUAUACUGUAUCCAUUAUACCAAAUACAUUGUUUCCAGUUGUGUGAUUCUUUUACUUUUAUCGUCAUCAGACAUCAGUUUUGAUUUGUAAGAUUUCUGGAUCUUCUGAUGAGUUUUUUACAUUUUACACUUAGACUCUCAGUGGUACAGUGCAUCAAAACACAUGCUGGCUCGACUGAUUAUUUGUUCUUUUGUUGUUCAACAGAACAUUUGUUGUAUCUACUGUGUGAAAUGAAUUAUGUGGUAAGUGGUUUUCAUCUUUGUUUAUUGUUUUCAUGCAACCCACUGUAAAAACAUGUACACGUGAAUCAUUAUUUGAGAUUUGAUUAAAUUUAUUUUUGGAAAGACCUUGAGCAAUUAAGGAUCUGUUGCUUUGUUGUAUAGUAGUAUCUGUCGUCAGUUCUAGUAUUUGAUAUUCUUGGAUCUUUUGAUGAGUUAUUUCAGUUCAGAUCUGUUGUUUUACUCUGAGGAAACAAGUGUUUUAAUAUAUUUUUAUAUUGAUUCAGUCUUUAAUUCUAACAGUGCUUCUUCAUAGAGUAUGUGAUAUUUUUUGUAGCGUAAACACGGUCAAUAACAUGAAUGAUAAACGGCAAUGUCCAGUUUGUGAUCAACAUAAAGGAAAUAUCAACAGAACAAUUUAUUUUACUGUUUAUGUUUUUAUUGAAUCAAUUAUAUCUUCAUAAAAUGUACAUCAGAUGGAUGCUGCUUCACAUGAUGUGUAAUUAAAUCACCAACAGUUUUUAUUCAGAA
Siniperca chuatsi (mandarin fish) is the source of this 3121-nucleotide messenger RNA. RefSeq names its product nuclear factor 7, brain-like. NCBI's taxonomy places the organism in Eukaryota, Metazoa, Chordata, Actinopteri, Centrarchiformes, Sinipercidae. The transcript is spliced from 3 exons. Gene Ontology annotation, molecular function: zinc ion binding; protein binding. The record is from RefSeq and is a predicted model, not a curated record. Bases 719 to 2146 code for a protein of 475 amino acids.